AUGUCUUUCAAUAAUCGCGACCUCUUGCUCCUGUUCGACCGCCCCAAAGAACCGAUAUUUAUUCCAAAAGGCCCCAAACAAACGGUUUUUGGUGUGCCUCCUCAUUAUUUGACUGACAAAUAUAGACCCUUUGGAAGUAGUGUGGUGAAUCGAUUUGGAGACGAUGGAAAAGAAUUCAUAAAAGUAAAAGCAGUAGCAACUCCACAACUUGGAGAAAUUUUGGAACUGAAACGAGACGACAACUUUUCCCUUUUCUUGGCCAAACAUCGCAAUUUAGCAGGAAAACUAUUAGAAAUAUUCAUUAAAGCCAAAAAUCCUGAAGAUCUUCUUUCAAUCUCACUGUAUGCUAGAGACCGAGUGAACCCUUACCUCUUCAACUAUGCCCUUUCAGUAGCCCUUCUUCACAGAGAAGACACCCAAAACUUAGACCUACCAUCUGUGCUUCGGUUUUUUCCAGACAAAUUCAUCGAUAGUAGAGCUUUUGCUAAUAUAAGAGAAGAUUCAGUUGUGGUACCUGAAGAUGACCGACUCCCUAUCGAAAUUCCUAAAGAUUAUACUGCUUCUGAUCUUGAAGAUGAACAUCGAUUGGCUUAUUUUAGAGAAGAUAUUGGUUUGAAUCUUCACCACUGGCACUGGCACUUAGUCUACCCCAUUGAUGGACCAAGAGAAAUAGUUGAUAAAGACAGAAGAGGUGAAUUAUUCUACUACAUGCACCAACAAGUACUGGCCCGGUACAACUUUGAAAGACUCUGCAAUAAACUGAACAGAACUCAACGUUUGUUGGACUGGAAACAACCAAUCAAGGAAGGUUACUUUCCCAAACUUAACAGCCUUGUAGCUAGCAGACCUUGGCCUUCGCGUGUUGCCAACCAAACCCUUGCAGAUGUAAGAAGAGACGCUGAUGAAAUAAUUAUUGAUGUUGAUGAUUUGAAACGUUGGGCUGAUAGAAUUUAUGACGCAAUACAUUCUGGAUUUAUUGUGGAUGCUAGAGGAAAUAGGAUGCAACUUACUGAAUUUGAAGGUAUCAAUGUUCUUGGAAAUAUGGUAGAAUCCAGUCGGUUUUCACCAAACAGGCCAUUUUAUGGUGACUUGCACAACAGCGGUCAUGUUUUGCUUUGCUAUAUCCACGAUCCCGAUCAAAGACACUUGGAGUCUUUUGGUAUUAUGGGUGAUACAUCUACCGCUAUGAGGGAUCCGGUGUUUUACAGAUGGCACGGCUACAUUGACGAUAUUUUCCAAGAGCACAAGAAUAGCCUUCCAAGAUACACUGUAGACCAACUGAAUUAUCCAGGAGUUACAGUUACCGAUGUUCAAGUGCAAAUUCAAGGACAACAAGUUAAUGAAUUGCUGACGUUCUGGCAACAAUCUGAUGUUGAUUUGUCCAGAGGCAUGGAUUUUCAACCGAGAGGAUCUGUGUUUGUACGAUUCACGCAUUUACAAAACAGGAACUUCACAUACACAGUCCAGGUGGCCAGUAACAGUUCGCGUCAAGGCACUUGCCGCAUCUUCCUAGCUCCGAAAUUCGAUGAAAAAGGCAAUCCGUGGCUGUUUAGAGACCAAAAGAAUAUGUUUAUUGAAUUAGACAAGUUUAAAGUUAUAUUGAAACAAGGGCAAAACACUAUUACUCGAAGCUCAACUGAUUCGUCGGUUACAAUACCAUUUGAAAGGACUUUCAGGGAUUUGGACACCAAUAGACCUACAGGUGGUAACGAUUUAGCUCAGUUUAAUUUCUGCGGUUGUGGUUGGCCUCAAAAUCUUCUGAUACCCAAAGGCACUUCGGAAGGUUUUCAGUGUCAGCUUUUCGUAAUGAUUUCCAACUACGCUGACGAUGUUAUCAAUGAGGAUAUCAGUGGGCAAUGUAAUGAUGCUGACUCUUAUUGUGGAAUCAAGGACAAGAAAUAUCCAGAUCGUCGUUCAAUGGGUUAUCCCUUUGAUAGAAUGCCAAGGAAUGGAGUUGGAACUUUGCAACAGUUUUUGACGCCCAACAUGAGAGUUCAAGAUGUUUCGAUAAGAUUUGAAAAUAGAACUUUCAGGCCUAGGAACUAG
This is a messenger RNA of Ceutorhynchus assimilis (cabbage seed weevil), 2046 nucleotides long. The record is from the annotation of a GenBank genome assembly. NCBI's taxonomy places the organism in Eukaryota, Metazoa, Arthropoda, Insecta, Coleoptera, Curculionidae.